Molecule: messenger RNA, 2923 nt
Organism: Pongo pygmaeus (Bornean orangutan)
Lineage: Eukaryota; Metazoa; Chordata; Mammalia; Primates; Hominidae
Gene: TLE2
Product: TLE family member 2, transcriptional corepressor
Exons: 18
Coding region: 395-2719 (774 amino acids)
Biological process (GO): negative regulation of canonical Wnt signaling pathway; regulation of DNA-templated transcription
Cellular component (GO): transcription regulator complex; nucleus
Molecular function (GO): transcription corepressor activity; protein binding
Source: RefSeq, a predicted model, not a curated record
CUCCCGGCCGAGCCCCGCCGGAGGGAGGCGGCUCCGCGCGGGGCCCGCCGCCCGCGCCGCCGCCGCCGCCGAAACCCGGCCGCGGCGCGCCCGACCUUCUGCGCCGGCUGCUGCGGCCACCCUCACCGCGCUCCCGCCCCAGCCGCUGCCCCCGCCCGCCCCGCUCGCCCCGCGCACCCCGCGCGCCCCAGCCCGGGGAGGGGCUCCCACGACCCCGGGCGCGCGCGCUUGGGGGCGCGCCAGGGACUCCAGGGUCCCUUGCCCCGCGCCGCCUCUCCCUCCUCCCUCUUUCUUCGGGCAGCCUUCCCACCACCCCACUUCAGCCUCCCCCACUCUUGCCGCCUCCAUAUCAUCAAGCUCUGGUGGCGCUUGGGGGGCUUUUCGGAUCGGCAGGAUGUACCCCCAGGGAAGGCACCCGACCCCGCUCCAGUCCGGCCAACCCUUCAAGUUCUCGAUCUUGGAGAUCUGCGACCGCAUCAAAGAAGAAUUCCAGUUUCUCCAGGCUCAGUACCACAGCCUCAAGCUCGAAUGUGAGAAGCUGGCCAGCGAGAAGACGGAAAUGCAGCGACAUUAUGUCAUGUAUUAUGAGAUGUCUUACGGGCUCAACAUUGAAAUGCAUAAGCAGGCGGAGAUUGUGAAGCGUCUGAGCGGUAUCUGCGCUCAGAUUAUCCCUUUCCUGACCCAGGAGCAUCAGCAGCAGGUGCUCCAGGCCGUAGAGCGUGCCAAGCAGGUCACCGUGGGGGAGCUGAACAGCCUCAUCGGGGUGAGUCUAGCCCCUGCCCUGCCAUGGGGAGACGCCCACUCCCAGGUCCCUGGCACCCACCCAGGAGGUGUUAAAGCUGGGGGUGGUGUGUGGGCCUCGGCUCCGGCGGUCCUGGGAACCCUAGGGGCAUAUGCUGUGCUUAGGUCCCAUCCCCUGUGUCUACCUCUUGGGCUGGGGACCGCUGGGCUCCUGCCGCCCCCCGCCCCGGCCCAUCCUGCCUCCUUUCUAGCAGCAGCAGCUCCAGCCGCUGUCCCACCACGCACCCCCUGUACCCCUCACCCCCCGCCCAGCCGGGCUGGUGGGUGGCAGUGCUACAGGGCUGCUUGCCCUGUCUGGAGCCCUGGCCGCCCAGGCUCAGCUGGCCGCGGCUGUCAAGGAGGACCGUGCGGGCGUGGAGGCCGAGGGGUCCAGAGAGUGCAUCUCCCUCGCCCCCUGAGAGUCUCGUGGAGGAGGAGCGACCGAGUGGCCCUGGUGGUGGUGGGAAGCAGAGAGCAGAUGAGAAGGAGCUGUCAGGACCUUAUGAAAGCGACGAAGACAAGAGUGACUACAAUCUGGUGGUGGAUGAGGACCAACCCUCAGAGCCCCCCAGCCCGGCUACCACCCCCUGCGGAAAGCACUCCUGCCUCCAAGUCCUGUGACUCCUCCCCGCCCCAGGACGCGUCCACCCCCGGGCCCAGCUCAGCCAGUCACCUCUGCCAGCUCGCUGCCAAGCCAGCGCCUUCCACGGACAGUAUCGCCCUGAGGAGCCCCCUGACUCUGUCCAGUCCCUUCACCACGUCCUUCAGCCUGGGCUCCCACAGCACCCUCAACGGAGACCUCUCCGUGCCCAGCUCCUACGUCAGCCUCCACCUGUCCCCCCAGGUCAGCAGCUCUGUGGUGUACGGACGCUCCCCCGUGAUGGCAUUUGAGUCUCAUCCCCAUCUCCGAGGGUCAUCUGUCUCUUCCUCCCUACCCAGCAUCCCUGGGGGAAAGCCGGCCUACUCCUUCCACGUGUCUGCGGAUGGGCAGAUGCAGCCGGUGCCCUUCCCCUCGGAUGCACUGGUAGGCGCGGGCAUCCCGCGGCACGCCCGGCAGCUGCACACGCUGGCACACGGCGAGGUGGUCUGCGCGGUCACCAUCAGUGGCUCCACGCAACACGUGUACACGGGCGGCAAGGGUUGUGUGAAGGUGUGGGACGUGGGCCAGCCUGGGGCCAAGACGCCCGUGGCCCAGCUCGACUGCCUGAACCGAGACAACUACAUUCGCUCCUGCAAGUUGCUGCCGGAUGGCCGGAGUCUGAUCGUGGGCGGUGAGGCCAGCACCUUGUCCAUUUGGGACCUGGCGGCGCCCACCCCCCGUAUCAAGGCCGAGCUGACCUCCUCAGCCCCAGCCUGCUACGCCCUGGCCGUCAGCCCCGACGCCAAGGUUUGCUUCUCCUGCUGCAGCGAUGGCAACAUUGUGGUCUGGGACCUGCAGAAUCAGACUAUGGUCAGGCAGUUCCAGGGCCAUACGGACGGCGCCAGCUGCAUUGAUAUUUCCGAUUACGGCACUCGGCUCUGGACAGGGGGCCUGGACAACACGGUGCGCUGCUGGGACCUGCGGGAGGGCCGCCAGCUGCAGCAGCAUGACUUCAGCUCGCAGAUUUUCUCCCUGGGCCACUGCCCUAACCAGGACUGGCUGGCGGUCGGAAUGGAGAGUAGCAACGUGGAGAUCCUGCACGUCCGCAAGCCGGAGAAAUACCAGCUGCACCUCCACGAGAGCUGCGUGCUGUCCCUGAAGUUCGCCUCCUGCGGACGGUGGUUCGUGAGCACCGGGAAGGACAACCUGCUCAACGCCUGGAGGACGCCGUACGGAGCCAGCAUCUUCCAGUCCAAGGAGUCGUCCUCAGUCCUGAGUUGUGACAUCUCCAGAAAUAACAAAUACAUCGUGACAGGCUCGGGGGACAAGAAGGCCACCGUGUAUGAGGUAGUCUACUGAGACAUGACCCCGCUUCCUGUACCCGAAGUCCAGACUCCUAGGGGAAGCAGCAGCUGGGACAGACAUCCUAGCAGCCGCCUCCUAGCCCUGCCUAGGAACUGUUCAUCCCAUCUGCUCUCUGGCCAGCGGCUUCACACCUUCCCCUGCUGCAUGUGGGGGCCGACAGGCAGGGGACCUCGGUGGAAAUAAAAUGUAUUUAUCACA